Molecule: messenger RNA, 1065 nt
Organism: Liolophura sinensis
Lineage: Eukaryota; Metazoa; Mollusca; Polyplacophora; Chitonida; Chitonidae
Product: neuromedin-U receptor 2-like
Exons: 2
Coding region: 1-1065 (354 amino acids)
Biological process (GO): G protein-coupled receptor signaling pathway
Cellular component (GO): plasma membrane
Molecular function (GO): G protein-coupled receptor activity
Source: RefSeq, a predicted model, not a curated record
AUGCCUAAUAUCUCAGAACUGGAUCUGAAUGGGUCAAAAUCACCACUGGAACUCUUAGGUGCCGAGUUCUUCAAGACUCCUCGGUAUCAAACCGUGCUUAUACUUUUCCUAAACUCUGUGGUUUUCGUGUUCGGCGUUGUCGGUAAUAUCAUCGUGGCAAUUGUUCUGAGUAAAAACAGGGUCUUAUUUGAGCCGACAGGGACAUUUCUUUAUGGUUUAGCCAUUGCUGAUCUGGUCAUUCUAUUAAUUGCCCAACCGGUGGCCGUGAUGGAGUUUUGCACGCAGGAAGUCUGGCUUCUCGGACCAGCAUUGUGCAAGAUCGAGCCAUUCCUGGAGAACACCGCCUCUAACGCCUCUGUUCUGACAAUACUGGCUAUCAGCCUGGAGAGAUACCUGGCAAUAUGUCACCCACUGAGGGCUCAGUCCGUGUGUACCGAGAGCAGAGCGGUCAAGGUCACAGUAGUCAUAUGGGUAGCCGCCUCCCUGGUCGCUGUCCCUCUGCCAGUCUUUUCUGUGUACAAGUUCUCUGGCUUUUACGACGGCACAAGAGUUCCUAUCUGUACUAUCAAACUGAUCGGACGCUGGCAUCGCUUCUACAUCAUCUCAAUGAUGCUGGUGUUUUACGCCAUCCCCUCGGCUGUGUUCGUGUACGUCUACGUGGCUAUUAUACGCCGACUCUCCUUUGACGACAUUCGAAUGUCAUUAGAUGAGAAGCGACGACGUCAUCACGUUCUUAAGACGCGUCAGCAAUUGGUGCACAUGCUCGUGGCCAUCAUUCUCGCCUUCGUCAUCUGUGUGCUGCCCUUUCGCGUCAUAAGCCUGUGGUUUAUCUACACGCCUAAAUACAAAGUGCUUGCCUUGGGUACGGAGAUUUACAACUACGUCCGUUGGAUACCUCGACUGUUGCUGUACGUAAACAGUGCUAUCAACCCGCUCAUAUACAACAUGGUGUCUUCCAAAUUCCGCCUGGCGCUGCAUCGCACCUGUAGAGGUCGCGUGAAGUUCCUACAGAACACUGGCCUCCUGCAGAUGUCGUCGUCAAAACAACCAUCUAGUAGAACAUGA